Molecule: messenger RNA, 1549 nt
Organism: Oncorhynchus tshawytscha (Chinook salmon)
Lineage: Eukaryota; Metazoa; Chordata; Actinopteri; Salmoniformes; Salmonidae
Product: tRNA selenocysteine 1-associated protein 1-like
Exons: 9
Coding region: 130-1047 (305 amino acids)
Biological process (GO): selenocysteine incorporation
Cellular component (GO): nucleus
Molecular function (GO): tRNA binding
Source: RefSeq, a predicted model, not a curated record
UAAUUUCUCCGUCGCUUCCGACGCGCACAGAGAGGUUUGUUGUCAUUUAAAGGGUUCACAGCUCACUUGUAUGCAAAGAAAAGCUUCUUUUUUUCUUAUUUUUGUUUUUUACAAAUUCAGGUCCAAAACAUGAGCACACUAUGGAUGGGAAAUUUGGAGCCCUACAUGGACGAGAAGUUCAUAACCCGAGCCUUCGGCACCAUGGGAGAGUUGGUGGUGAGUGUACGGAUUAUACGCAACAAGAUGACUGGUAGGGGUGCAGCAGGCUACUGCUUCGUGGAGCUGACGGAUGAAGCCACAGCUGAGAGGUGUCUUCGUAAAGUCAAUGGAAAAGCACUACCAGGAGCCACACCGCCUCGAAGAUUCAAGUUAAACCGGGCCACUUUUGGGAAGCAAGGAGAAAGCGGUCCACUCUAUUCCCUGUUUGUUGGGGAUCUCACACCUGAAGUGGAUGAUGGGAUGCUCUACGAGUUCUUUUACAACCGCUACCCAUCCUGUCGUGGGGGGAAGGUGGUGCUGGAUGGCACGGGGAACUCCAAGGGUUGUGGGUUUGUCCAGUUCCCAGACCAGAGGCUUCAGAAGCUGGCGCUGGAGGAGUGUCAGGGAGCGGUGGGGCUCGGGAGCAAGCCCCUACGACUGAGCCUAGCUGCUAACAAAACUCGGCAUAAUCAAUCAGACAACAGGGGAUGGGGUUCCCACGGAGGAGGCUACAGACACAACCAGAACCAAUACAAUCAGCACAAUCAACAGCCGUACGGUAGUGGAUGGGGCUCUUGGGGCUACGACCAGAAUGGGGGCAACUAUGGCGGCUACAAUUACAACCAGUAUGAUUACACACAGAAUCCUGCACAGGAAAAUGAAGCUUUUGAAGAUGAUGGUCUGGAAGAUCCUAACCCAGAGCUGGAUGUGGUGGAAGCCAACAGGAAGUUUAUGGAACACAGUGAGGAACUGUAUGAUGCCCUUAUCCAGUGCCACUGGCAACCCUUGGAAUCCUCGGAACAAACCUUUGGAACCACAAGUACCCUUCUAGAACCUGUCUACUGUUAAGGCAAUAUCCUCUUGCUAUGUUAUUUGGCCUCUCAUAUUAUUUUCUGUAGGCUAAAGACAUCCCCAGUCCUUGACAAUAACUGCCAUUUGCUUACAAAUGUUGUUUGUCAAUCAACAAAAAAUGAUUUAUUUUGUGCAUCUAUUGACAUGUUUUUUUUUUAACAACAAAUAAACUGGACACGUGGCUCAUCCUGUACCUAAGAAUAGCUUCCCAUUUUCAUGUCUUAUGCUUUGCUAAACCGCAACAAUGAUAUCUGUAUCCUAAAUGGCCCUCUGUUCACUUAAGUGCAGCAUAGCUUUUUUUCCAGGGCCUGAAGGUCACUGGUCAAAAGUAGUGCACUAUAUAGGGAAUUAAAGGGCCAUUUCAGUGUUUUAAUUUUUGUAUUAAUGUCUUUUCCCUUCUCAAUUGAGGAGUAAGUGAUUGAGUCAUCUGCAGUGUUACACUGCCUUCUGUCUGUUUCCAUAUGUGUUGUAAAGUAAGAAUAAACAUAUGUAUCAUGUU